GUAGUGCGCAUGUUCGCUUGUGUUGAGGACGUGGAGGGGACUUGUUUUUUCCAUUGGAAGGGGAAGGAGUGUCGUUGGUGGGUGAUGUGAGUGUUCGGGGGCCUGGGCCUGGUGACGGGCCUGGGGCUCCCCUGGAAGUUGGGUAGUCGCUUAACGUCCGUCUGUCGUGUGGAAACUCUAUUUGUGGGUAAUGGACUGACUGAGAGAAAUCCACAGAAGGAAGUGAAGAAAUACUGCAGAUUGGAUGAGUGGUGCAUCAGCAAAGCGUUGUGUGAGCACCAAAUACAAAGAACUUUUUGAAAAGCUUCCAUUGAUUGACAGCAAGAAAGGAAUGAAUACCGAAUUUAACAAAAAGCCAUUUCAGUCGUGUACCUCACAAGCAUCAUAACCUCCUAUCAGAUGCAACAUUCAUUCAUCACUAUGGCUGAAGGUUCAAAUGAAGAUCAAGAUCCAAGAUCUGAGAUGGAUACAGAUCUGAGGUGUGCCUUUGAGGAACUUUUGGCAAAUGGCGACGAUUAUGGACUGUUCAGAUUGACGCGGUUCUACCGGGACAAGUUAGAAGAGGCAAUUGAAGAAGAGGUGGAAUCAAUCAGCUGGCAAUUAAAAGAGCAGAAGCUUUUCAGUGAACAAGAACAUGUGAAAGUGGUGGAGAAAGGGAACCAGGUCCACAGUUCCAAACUUCUUCUAACUCUCGUGAUGGAAAAAGGCUCAUCUGCCCGAAGGGUAAUGUGGGAAUCAUUUCUGAAAACAAACCUUAGAUUACCAAAGUUGGAGAAAGUGCUGAAAGAAAUACAAGAAUUACGUACUGAUCCUGAGGAUUACAUGAAAAUUAUCCAUGGCUUUACUGGGGCUCCCAGUGAACUAAAAGAUAUUCAACAAAAACACAAGGAAGCACUCCGGAAGGAAACAGAAGAACUGAAAAUGAACAUGAUUCAGGCCAAGGAGGCAGUGAAGAUUUUCCAGCUGGUUGAUCGAUACGCUAAGCUUACAGUCAUUUCAAGCAUUCGAGAUUGGAAACUUGUAGAGCAUGAACUGCUGGCAAGAGGUCAGGAGCACGAGGAGUGGCGAGAGAAGCAGCUCCAGACAGAUGUGGAUAUAAUACAGACAGAUAAAUUGUUCUGUAGCAGUUUUUGCCAGAGUGAACACAGAUCUGGGAGUUCAGCUGCUGUGAGUGGAGUUCCAGGGAUUGGUAAAACAACAAUGGUGCAAAAGAUUGUUCAUGACUGGGCCACUGACAAAAUAUAUCAUCAGUUCCAAUUUGUGUUCAGUUUUAAAUUCCGUGAGUUGAAUGAUAUUAAUUGUAGAGUAAACCUGCGUGAAUUGAUUCUGAUUCACUAUCCCUACUUUGGAACCUUGCUGAAGGAAGUCUGGAAAAAUCCUGAGCAAAUAUUAUUUAUAUUUGAUGGCUUGGAUGAAUACAAGUUCAAAAUUAAUUUUGCAGACAAUCGCAGAAACACAGAGCCUAAGCACAUGUGCACAGAUCCCGAGUGUUGGUGUGAAGUGUCCGACAUUGUGUAUGCUUUAAUACAACGCAAGCUGCUCCCAGGAUGUUCGGUGCUGCUGACCAGUCGCCCCACUGCGUUACAUUUAUUGGAAAGUGCUGAGAUUAGUAUCUGGGCUGAAAUCCUGGGAUUUGCUCAUGAAGAACGGAGGGAAUAUUUUAACAGGUUUUUUAAAGAUCAGACAGUGGCAGCAGCUGUUUUCAAACACGUGGAAGAGAACCAGAUCCUAUACACUAUGAGCUUUAACCCUUCUUACUGCUGGAUACUUGGUCAGACCCUGGGCCCUUUCUUCAUAAAAAAAGGCAGAAAUCUGCAGCGAAUUCCCAAAACCAUUACUGAAUUGUAUUCCUACUAUAUUUACAAUAUCCUGAAAAACCACACUUGUAAGCUCGAAGAGCCCCGUGAUAUUUUGCUGAGGAUUGGUGAAAUGGCCUUUGCAGGAGUUUCUGAGAAGAACAUUAUGUUUAGAAAUGGAGAUUUGAUCAAGUACGAUCUGAAACCUUCCCAUUUCUUAUCUGGGUUUGUGAUGGAACUUUUGGAGAAAGAUGAUUCUGUUCAGAAUGUGGUGUACGCAUUCACGCACCUCACCAUCCAAGAAUUUGUAGCCGCACUAGCACGAUUCUUAACUGCAGAUCGUGGGGACAUCUGGAAGCUCCUCAAGGAAGCCCACAAGGAGGAAGAUGGGCGAUAUGAGUUGUUUCUCAGAUUUGUUGUUGGUCUCUCUUCACGGUCAUGUCAGCCCCUGGAAGAGUUUUUGGGGCCAUUUCCUGUUGAAACAUCCCAUGAAGUGAUUGAUUGGAUAAAGCGGGAAGUUGACAAACGGUUUGAAAACACAGGGAGCAGAGCAGCUAAAAGGAGCCUCCUGAACAUGUUCCACUAUCUGUUUGAGUCUCAAAAUCUACCACUGGCUCAGUCCACAGUAGGAUCAGUGAAAAUGCUUAAACUUGGUGGAUUGCAAAUGAAUCCAAUUGACUGUGCUGUCCUGGCUAAUGUUGUUGGCUUGUGUGAAACAAUAAAUGACCUUGAUCUGCAGAAUUGCUCCAUUCAGAGUGAUGGACUCUGGUGGCUGAGACCUGGACUGCACAAAUGCGUGGUGUUAAGACUGUGGAACAAUAAACUGGGAGAUUCAGGAGUGAAACUGCUGUCUGCUGCUCUGAAGGAACGUACAUGUAAAAUACAGGAACUGCAUCUAGGUGCUAACGAUCUCACAGUUUCUUGUACUGAGGAUCUCGCCUCUGCUCUCAGUGAAAAUCGGUCACUGUUGGUACUGGAACUGAAUAAUAACAAACUGGGAGAUUCUGGGAUGAAAAAUCUGUCUGUGGUUUUGAGGAAGCCAGGCUGUAAAAUACGGAAACUGAGUCUGAAAGCUAAUGGUCUCUCAGCUUCUUGUGUCGAGGAUCUUUCCUCAGCUCUCUGUAUAAACCAGUCACUGACAGCUCUGUCUCUGGGAAGUAAUAAGUUGGGUGAUGCAGGAGUAAAACAACUGCCCAAGGAUCUGUGGAAUAUGGAGGAAUUGGAGCUGGAUGAUAACAAUCUCUCGGAUUGCUGCACCAAGGAUCUUGCUUCCACUGUCAGUACGUACCAGUCACUGAGAGCUCUGAACCUGAGCCGUAAUGAGCUGGGAGAUUCAGGAAUGAAAACACUGUCUGCAGCUCUGAGGAAACCUGGCCAAAAUCUGGAGGAACUGCGACUUUGGACUGUUGGGCUCUCAGCCUCUUGUGCCCAUGAUGUUGCCUCUGUGCUCAGUAAAAGCUGCUCACUGACACUUCUGGACAUCGGUGGUAAUGAACUAGGUGAUGUGGGCAUGAAAUUGUUGUGUGAGGGUCUGAGAAACUCUAAAAUACGAAAGCUACAGCUCUGGAAGAAUGAUCUCUCUGAUUCAUGCACUGACGAUCUUUUCGAUGCUCUCUGUGUAGUCCAAUCACUGCAGAUCCUGAACCUUAAAUCUAACAACUUUACAGACCAAUCUGUUUCGACAUUCCGCAAACUCAUACAGCACUGCAGAAAUUUGAAGAGGAUUGACCUCAGUGAGAAUAAGUUCAGUUCAGCGGGGCAGGAUCAGCUGCUGUCACUACGAAGAUGCAGAAGUGGAAUGAACGUGAUUGUGUGAAUGUUUCAAUUUCCACACAUCAAAGUGAUUUUUCAAGUGAGAUUUGUAUCACUCCUUAUGAUAUUCUCUACUACUUGGGAUUCUUGAGGAUGGUGCAGGGAGUCACUUGGACAUCAUUUAUGUCUUUUUUUUCUGAAAAGAUAUCUUUAUUUAAAGCAGAACAUUCCUUCAAGCAAAUGGCAACUAAGCAGGAGUGAAUUGCAUCCAGUGGAACAAAUUGCGCUCAAAAAUAAAUACAUGAACGUUCAAUGAGCCACUGGAAACUGCAGAGCAGACUUAACAGAACCCAUGUGUGGAGUGAAUCUGGGUAAAUGUUCCUGAUCAUGUUACUUGUGUAAUUUUGUAAUAGAACUUUUUAGGUACUGAUGGGUCUGUAUCACAUUUUUGUUUUUCCAUUUUUAAACACUGUUUUGACUCUUCCCAUACCAACCUGGAACUGGCAAUUCAGAAUUUCAUGUUGUUCAUCUUGCUGAGAAAUACAACUAGAUAAGUGGACUCAGUGUUCCACUAUAAUGACCAGACUAGAGCUGACAGCAUGUGCAAAGCAGCUGGACCAAUGUCGGCUUUUAACUGUGUGCACAGUUUAAAAGAGCCUCUGCUAAGUUGGUAUUGCUUUAAGAAAAUCUAAAGUUGUACAUCAGUCAUGUGUGAUUUGAUAAGAUGAGCCUAUAUACUGAAAUGAAAAUAAUGAACCAGAUGUCUUGUAUAAUUUUGAGAAUAAUAAUAUUGGAAAAUUGGCUCAUGUACAGCAAAUGGCACAGUAACAAUUAUUGUUUAAGCAGGGGAGAUUUGAGUUGCAACAUUUGAGUAGUGGAGAUGGUCUAAUAUCCAACAUGAAAUUCUGAAUUGCCAAUUCCAGGUUGGUAUGGGAA
Pristis pectinata (smalltooth sawfish) is the source of this 4484-nucleotide messenger RNA. Its product is annotated as NACHT, LRR and PYD domains-containing protein 3-like. The transcript is spliced from 15 exons. Gene Ontology annotation, cellular component: cytoplasm. NCBI's taxonomy places the organism in Eukaryota, Metazoa, Chordata, Chondrichthyes, Rhinopristiformes, Pristidae. The record is from RefSeq and is a predicted model, not a curated record. Gene Ontology annotation, molecular function: protein binding. The coding region runs from base 400 to 3612 and encodes 1070 amino acids.